AUGUGUCUGAAGUCCAUACCAAAGGCUUUUGUGAGACCAUUGAACCUAAGUCCUCGCGCAAUGAGCUGCCUUAAAUACCAACCUCCGGUGAAUCGUGAGAUGAGAACCCUGGACAGAUCAUUCUUCGUCUCAAAGUUGCCAUUGUGUGUUGUAAAGUUCCCAGAACCAAAGAAUAUCAGUGCAUUUGCAAAAGAGUUCAAGGAUAGCAUUUUGAGGGUACCCAGAAUUCCACAUGUAGUCAAACUUGAUCAAACAGUCGAGAACAAGAGUGCGAAAGGAAAGACUUUGGCGUGCGAUAAUGGAAUUGUGAGUAAGGGAGUUCUUUUAAAUAGUUCUAUGACUAGUACAGAGGAAGCUAGGGCUCAAUUAUCGCCAGAAGCUUUACAGUUUUUGGAGACGAAUAACGCAGAGAUCCUACCGUAUGAAUAUGUGCUCGAUUAUGAUUUCUGGAAAGCUGAAGAGAUCCUGAGGGCUGUCUUACCAGAGGAGUAUCUUGACGAAAUUCCAACAGGAUUCACCGUUACGGGCCAUAUCGCACAUUUAAAUCUACGACAAGAAUUUAAACCAUUUGCAUCAUUGAUCGGACAAGUUAUCCUCGACAAAAACAAUAAGAUCGAAACCGUAGUGGAUAAAGUCAGUUCUAUUGCUACAAAAUUCAGAACGUUCCCUAUGGAGGUUAUUGCGGGUCGUGGUGGCGACCUAGUGGUCGAGCAGAAGGAAUCGAACUGUACAUUCCGUUUCGAUUUCAGUAAAGUUUAUUGGAAUUCCAGACUACACACAGAACAUGAGAGACUUGUCAAGCAAUACUUCCAACCGGGGCAAGUAGUCUGUGAUGUAUUUGCCGGUGUUGGACCCUUUGCGAUUCCGGCAGGAAAGAAAGAGGUUAUUGUACUAGCUAACGAUUUGAAUCCUGAUAGUUUCAAGUACCUACAAGAAAACAUAGAAAUGAACAAAGUGAGCACCCUUGUAAAACCAUUCAACCUAGACGGAGCGCAAUUUAUCAGUGAUUCGAUCACGUUACUGCAGCAAUGGCGUGAAUCCAACGACGGCAAGUUACAAGUACCACUCAGAAUCAGUCAUCACGACCGGAAGAGACAGAAGAAGCAGGAUGCCAAAGAAGCACCCAAAUUCAAGGAGUUGCAAAUUCCGUUCGAGAUCAACCAUUUUGUAAUGAACCUGCCCGACAGCUCUAUAACAUUCCUCGACCGUUUUGUCGGACUCUACAAAGGUACAAGCAUAAAGACUCUACCGUGGAUCCACCUACACUGUUUCGAGAAAUACGGCAUAGACGAAGAGCCACCCAUGGAAGAACUAUACCACCGGGUCCAUUCAAGAAUUGCCACCUCCCUGCACACAGACAAACAAGCCCUGGCUUUUGACAAUCUGCGAUUCCACCUGGUGCGCAAAGUCUCUCCCACCAAGCCCAUGUUCUGCGUCAGCUUCCAGCUUCCCGAACAAGUGGCUUUCGCCGAUUCUACAUAG
Messenger RNA from Torulaspora delbrueckii, 1482 nucleotides. It is a transcript of the gene TRM5, whose product is annotated as tRNA (guanine) methyltransferase. NCBI's taxonomy places the organism in Eukaryota, Fungi, Ascomycota, Saccharomycetes, Saccharomycetales, Saccharomycetaceae. The record is from RefSeq and is a predicted model, not a curated record. Gene Ontology annotation, cellular component: mitochondrial matrix; cytoplasm. Gene Ontology annotation, biological process: mitochondrial tRNA methylation; tRNA N1-guanine methylation. The coding region runs from base 1 to 1482 and encodes 493 amino acids. The transcript has a single exon.